Messenger RNA from Dovyalis caffra, 4494 nucleotides. Lineage: Eukaryota; Viridiplantae; Streptophyta; Magnoliopsida; Malpighiales; Salicaceae. The record is from the annotation of a GenBank genome assembly.
AUGGAUGGUGAAAUCCCUGUGUACACUCUGGAUGAGGCACUUGCUUCAGUGGGGUUUGGGAAAUUCCAAGUGCUGCUGCUUGCUUAUGCUGGUCUGGGUUGGUUUUCAGAAGCAAUGGAACUUAUGAUUCUCUCUUUUGUGGGUCCAGUGGUUAAGUCUCAGUGGGAUCUCUCCCCGGGCCAAGAGAGUCUGCUAUCAACGGUUGUCUUUGCUGGUAUGCUUGUUGGAGCAUUUUCUUGGGGUCUGGUUUCUGAUUGCUAUGGGAGGAGGCAAGCUAUUUUUUCAUUUUCUUCCAUUAUUAUCUGCUUUGCCUUGGUAGCAAUCUCCUCUGUUCCAUUCACAGUGAUGAAGGGUUUGCUAGGAUUAACUCUUCUAACUAGCGGAGCUGGAUUACUGAGUGCUUUCUCCCCAAAUUAUGCAUCUCUGUUAAUUCUUCGUUUUUUGGUUGGCGCUGGAGUAGGUGGAACCACUGUAUUCUGCUCCUGGUUUCUGGAGUUUGUUCCAGUUUCACAUAGAGGCAAAAGGAUGGUUCUGCUCUCAAUGUUAUGGACAUUUGGAACCCUUUUUGAGGUUGCACUUGCAUGGUCUCCGAGGUAUCUAUGCAUGAAAGGUAGAAUAAACGAUGCAUGUAAUAUUCUCGAGAAGAUAGCUCGGAUGAACCAGUCAAAGCUCCCUCCUGGAAUGCUUGUUCCUGACAGUACAAUUGGACUGGAUGAAGAAUAUGCAGCAUCAGAAUGUACCCCUCUACUCUCCACAACUAGAAAAAUGGAUUUGGAUUUUAGAUCAGGCUUCUCGUCAUUUGUUAUGCUUUUCUCCCCAAAACUAAUUCGAACGACACUUCUUCUGUGGGGGGUAUACUUUGGAAAUAUAUUCUCAUAUUAUGGUAUCCUGUUAUUGGCUUCAGAGCUAAGUAGGGAGCAGAGCCAAUGUGGCUCCAGUACUGUUUUCCGUUCAGAAAAUCUUCAGGAUGACAGCCUCUACAUAAAUGUAUUUAUUACUAGUUUGGCAGAGCUACCUGGGGUCAUUUUAUCAGCAAUUUUAGUGGAUUCGAUUGGACGCAAGCUCUCGACAGCAUUUAUGUUUGUCUCAGCUUUUGUUUUCCUUUUACCUCUGGUUUACCAUCAAUCUUCAACUUUAACAACAGCGUUGUUGUUCGGAGCUCGCAUGAGUACCAAAGUAUCCUCCACGCUUGGUGAAAUAUACGCCCAGGAGGUAAGCCCGGGAAUGUUAUAUCCAACGACCGUGAGGGCAACUGGUGCUGGAGUUUCAAGCGCUGUAGGGAGGGUUGGGGGCAUGAUAUGCCCUCUCGUAGCGGUCGGACUGGUGACUGGUUGCCAUAUUGCAGAAGCUGUCAUUCUAUGUGACGUUGUGAUGGCUAUUUCAGCAGUCUGUGUCCUGCUCAUCCCAUCUGAAACCAAGGGACAGAAAUUGAGUGACAGCAUAGAUCAUGAAUUGGAUUCAAAACAAGUUGUUGCUUAUGCAGUUAUGCCCAUGAAUGAACCUGCACCUGAGGAGAGCUCCAUCAGAAUGGAUGGCGAAAGCUCUGUGUACACUCUUGAUGAGGCACUUGCUUCUGUGGGCUUUGGGAAAUUCCAAGUACUGGUGCUUCUUUACACUGGUCUUGGUUGGUUUGCAGAAGCAAUGGAACUUAUGAUUCUCUCUUUUGUUGGACCGGUGGUUAAGUCCCAGUGGGACCUCUCGUCAAGCCAGGAGAGUAUUCUAACAACUGUUGUUUUUGCUGGCAUGCUUGUCGGAACCUUUUCUUGGGGCCUUGUUUCAGAUCACUAUGGAAGAAGGCAAGCCAUUUUGUCCUUGAAGGGUUUGCUAGGAAUAACUCUUCUAACUAGCGGAGCUGGAUUAUUGAGUCCUUUCUCCCCAAAUUAUGCAUCUCUGGUAAUUUUUCGUUGUUUGGUUGGCUUUGGCGUUGGCGGUACAACUGUAUUCAACUCCUGGUUUCUAGAGUUUGUUCCUGUUGCGCAUAGAGGCACAAGGAUGGUUCUCAUCUCAAUGUUCUGGACAUUUGGAACUAUUUUUGAGGCUGCACUUGCAUGGAUUGUGAUGCCAAGAUUGGGUUGGAGAUGGCUACUUGCACUCUCCUCUUUACCAUCAAUUGCUAUGGUUCUCUUUUAUUCUCUAGUACCAGAGUCUCCGAGGUACUUAUGCAUGAAAGGUAGAAUAGCCGAUGCACAUAAUAUUCUGGAGAAGAUAGCUCGGCUGAACCAAUCAAAACUCCCUCCUGGAAUGCUUGUUUCUGAUAGUAAACUUGAACUGGAUGAAGAAUUUGCUGCAUCAGAAGAUACUCCUCUACUCUAUUCAACUAGAAAAAUGGAUUUGGAUUUUAGAUCAGGCUUCUCAUCAUUUUUUACUAUUUUCUCAUCAAAACUAAUUCGAACAACACUUCUUCUGUGGGAGUUAUACUUUGGAAAUGUAUUCUCAUAUUAUGGUAUCAUGUUGCUGGCUUCAGAGCUAAGUAGAGGGCAAAGCAAGUGUGGCUCAAGUACUGCCUUGCAAUCAGAAAAUCUUCAGGAUGACAGCCUCUACGUAAAUGUAUUUAUUACUAGCUUGGCAGAGAUUCCUGGGCUUCUUUUAUCAGCAAUUAUGGUAGAUAGAAUUGGCCGCAAGCUUUCGAUAUCAUUUUUGUUUGUGCUGGCUUGUAUUUCCCUUUUACCUCUGGUUUACCAUCAGUCUGAAACUUUAACAACAGCAUUGUUGUUCGGAGCUCGCAUGAGUAGCAGAGGAGCCUUUGCAAUUUCUUCAAUAUAUGCUCCAGAGUUAUAUCCAACGGCUGUGAGGGCAACUGGUGCUGGAGUUGCAAGUUCUGUAGGAAGGGUUGGCGGCAUGAUAUGUCCUCUCGUGGCAGUUGGACUGGUGACUGGUUGCAAGCUUACAGAAGUUAUCAUUCUGUUUGAGGUUGUGAUGGCUAUUUCAGCAGUCUGUGUCCUGCUCAUCCCGUUUGAAACCAAGGGACAGGUUUUAAGUGACUGCGUAAACGUAUCUGAUUCAGAACAAGUUGUUGCUAGGGAUGGUGAAAGCUCUGUGUACACUCUGGAUGAGGCACUUGCUUCUGUGGGCUUUGGGAAAUUCCAAGUACUAGUGCUUCUUUACACUGGUCUUGGUUCUCUUGCAGAAGCAAUGGAACUUAUGAUUCUCUCUUUUGUGGGACCGGUGGUUAAGUCCCAGUGGGACCUCUCCUCAAGCCAAGAGAGUAUUCUAACAACUGUUGUUUUUGCUGGCAUGCUUGUCGGAACCUUUUCUUGGGGCCUUGUUUCAGAUCACUACGGAAGGAGGCAAGCCAUUUUGAAGGGUUUGCUAGGAAUAACUCUUCUAACUAGCGGAGCUGGAUUAUUGAGUCCUUUCUCCCCAAAUUAUGCAUCUCUGGUAAUUUUUCGUUGUUUGGUUGGCUUUGGCGUUGGCGGUACAACAGUAUUCGGCUCCUUGUUUCUGGAGUUUGUUCCUGUUGCUCGUAGAGGCACAAGGAUGGUUCUCCUCUCAAUGUUCUGGACAUUUGGAACUAUUUUUGAGGCUGCACUUGCAUGGAUUGUGAUGCCAAGAUUGAGUUGGAGAUGGCUACUUGCACUCUCCUCUUUGCCAUCAAUUGCAUUGCUUCUUGUUUAUUCUCUAGUACCAGAGUCUCCGAGGUACUUAUGCAUGAAAGGUAGAAUAGCCGAUGCACAUAAUAUUCUGGAGAAGAUAGCUCGGCUGAACCAAUCAAAACUCCCUCCUGGAAUGCUUGUUUCUGAUAGUACACUUGAACUGGAUGAAGAAUUUGCUGCAUCAGAAGAUACUCCUCUACUCUAUUCAACUAGAAAAAUGGAUUCAGAUUUCAGAUCAGGCUUCUCGUCAUUGGCUACGCUUUUCUCAUCAAAACUAAUUCGAACAACACUUCUUUUAUGGGAGUUAUACUUUGGAAAUGUAUUCUCAUAUUAUGGUAUCAUUUUGCUGGCUUCAGAGCUAGGUAGAGGGCAAAGAAAAUGUGGCUCAAUUACUGCCUUGCAAUCAGAAAAUCUUCAGGAUGACAGCGUCUACGUAAAUGUAUUUAUUACUAGCUUGGCAGAGAUUCCUGGGCUUCUUUUAUCAGCAAUUAUGGUGGAUAGAAUUGGCCGCAAGCUUUCGAUAUCAUUUUUGUUUGUGCUGGCUUGUAUUUCCCUUUUACCUCUGGUUUACCAUCAGUCUGAAACUUUAACAACAGCAUUGUUGUUCGGAGCUCGCAUGAGUAGCAGAGGAGCCUUUGCAGUUUCUUCAAUAUAUGCUCCAGAGUUAUAUCCAACGGCUGUGAGGGCAACUGGUGCUGGAGUUGCAAGUGCUGUAGGGAGGGUUGGUGGCAUGAUAUGUCCUCUCGUGGCAGUUGGACUGGUGACUGGUUGCAAGCUCACAGAAGUUAUCAUUCUGUUUGAGGUUGUGAUGGCGAUUUCAGCAGUCUGUGUCCUGCUCAUCCCGUCUGAAACGAAGGGACAGGAUUUAAGUGACUGCGUAAAUGUAUCUGAUUCAGAAUAA